GGCAAUUUCAAAGUUUCUGUACUUUCUGUGACCCAUUACUGUGAUCACCUCAGGGAAAAAGGCUUUCAAGGAGGAGGCAUGAAUGGGACAGCCAUUGAAAAUUUCGUCUGUGUAAUUUACAAUGUUUCCUUCAUGAAUUGUACUUGGCAAGUAGGCACGACUGCUCCAGGAGAUACCCAAUAUUUUCUGUACUGGAAGAGCUCAAGGAAAGAAGAUUUCAUGGAAUGCCAAAAUUACGUCAAAGAUAAUUAUGGAAGACACACGGGAUGUAGAUUCCAAAAUGUGACCAUUGAAAAUAAGAUGGCUCAUUUCCUAGUAAACAAGUCUAGAAAUGGACAAAACAUUCAAUCCUAUAAGAAGAAGAUUGCUUUGUAUAAAAUUGAAAAGCUCACCCCUCCUUUAAAUGUCACUGUGAAUUGUAUCGGCAUUUUGCAUGGUUGUGAAAUUCAGUGGCGACCACCUCGCACAAGUCACGUUAAGAGAGAUGCUUGUUUCAAAUAUGAAAUCGUCAUAGAAAACACGGCUGAUCCUGAAGAAAACACCAAAGAUGCAUCUAAAACAAAAAGAAACAUCACAGGAAGAUUCUACAUAUUUCAGAACUUCAAUGCACAAAAGAGGUACAAAGUCCGAAUCAGAGCAACUGACAAUGGUUGUUUAGUGAGCACAAACUGGGGGGACUGGAGUACACCUGUUGAGUUUGGAAGAGAACAUCUUACGUCUGCUUCAGGAUAUUCGCUUGUUCUGCCAUUAGUGGUGACAGCAAGUCUCAUAUUUUUCCUCUGCACAGCAAGAACUUGUUUGAAAAUAAUAUCUGCUCCAGUACCACAGCCAAAAGACCCAUUCCAUGAGAGCUCUCCUAUGAAUUUCCAGAUAGAAUAUGAGAAUCAAUUAACAAAGCAUGAACCUGAAGAAAUAAUAACAACUAUUGAAGAAAUGGCAUAAUGGCAUGCAAGUGAAAUGAGCAGUUUGAAUUUUUCCACAUACUUAUAUAUCUUGUUAGUUUUCUUAUUUGCUGUGUCUUGUGGGCAGAGAUAACAGUGUUACCUGUAAACGUAGUUCCCCAAGAGCCUAUCUUUAAAAAUAACUUUGUAUUUGCUUGCAUUUUC
Struthio camelus australis is the source of this 1106-nucleotide messenger RNA. RefSeq names its product granulocyte-macrophage colony-stimulating factor receptor subunit alpha. Gene Ontology annotation, biological process: cytokine-mediated signaling pathway. NCBI's taxonomy places the organism in Eukaryota, Metazoa, Chordata, Aves, Struthioniformes, Struthionidae. Gene Ontology annotation, cellular component: external side of plasma membrane; membrane. Gene Ontology annotation, molecular function: protein binding; cytokine receptor activity. The record is from RefSeq and is a predicted model, not a curated record.